Molecule: messenger RNA, 942 nt
Organism: Cryptococcus deneoformans JEC21
Lineage: Eukaryota; Fungi; Basidiomycota; Tremellomycetes; Tremellales; Cryptococcaceae
Exons: 5
Coding region: 1-942 (313 amino acids)
Source: RefSeq, a predicted model, not a curated record
AUGCACAUGGACGUCGAGGAAAAAAAACAGUCUUACGAGAAGCUUUGCAAAACCCUGCGCUAUGAUGCAACCAGAGAGGACAACUACAGAACGGAUGCUCUAACUGUUUUCUCUCAAAUAUCGUUGGGUGGGCGGUCUGGCCCUCCUUAUGCCGAUAUCGACCUUAAUUCGGAGGACAUGGGCUAUUUGAAGAGCCAUGAUAUGUCAAUGGCAUUCAUGGAAACGGACGCAAGUAAGGUAAUAAAUCGAUUGAUGCCCUCCAAGACGAGAUCAAAAAACGCAGCUGAGGAGAUAUCUGAAGUCCCCUCUUCUAGUCAACCAAGUUCGACUACCGCCAGUAUCCGAAUUCUCGAUACUGCGAUAGUUUUCUCUUAUGAACAUUCGGAAGCUGGAGCGGAGGGUUCGGAAUUCAAAUCAACAGAAGAAGAAGAAGAACGUAAAGUUUACCUAGGGCAAUGUCUCAUGUAUUCGGAUGCGGGGUAUCAGAUGUUCCGCUUGCGCCGGGCUUUAGCAGUCUGUGGUACCAGAUCUGCCAGAGUCUGGGCACUUUCUGGACGUUGUGGAUGUAGGACCUUCGCAGUUGAGACCAGUCGUCCUCUUAACAAUACCGGCCCUAUGGUUGCCGCCGAUUUUUUUAGCCAAGUCAAUCUCGACCUCUUUCCCCAUAAUCUCAUCAUUCCAUCACCUUCUACCGGCAGUUUUGCCAUCGAUCAUGGGAAAUGUGGACUUCUCGAGCUUACUGUCUCUCGUGUUUGCGACAGUAUCCUCUGGAGAGCGUACAUCUCAUUGGCCGUUCCUGUCGCACCCAACUUGCCUGGUAUAGUUAAUGUGAUCAACACAAGCAUUGAGAUCUGGAACAUCAAAUAUGUUUACAUGGUCUCCAACAUUGUCGGUAAUACAAUCAAAACUCACCUUAACCUCUGUCCUUUGGUCAAGCACUAG